This is a messenger RNA of Erinaceus europaeus (western European hedgehog), 4775 nucleotides long. RefSeq names its product caldesmon 1 (gene CALD1). Gene Ontology annotation, biological process: actin filament bundle assembly; angiogenesis; muscle contraction. Lineage: Eukaryota; Metazoa; Chordata; Mammalia; Eulipotyphla; Erinaceidae. The transcript has 15 exons. Gene Ontology annotation, molecular function: calmodulin binding; actin binding; myosin binding. Bases 332 to 2533 code for a protein of 733 amino acids. Gene Ontology annotation, cellular component: actin cytoskeleton. The record is from RefSeq and is a predicted model, not a curated record.
AAACACAGGGGAUAUGUAUUCACUUAGCAUGGACUUCUGGGAGGAGCUAAGGAAGGGCGGUCUGAAGUUUUAUUGAAUAGAGCAGUGUGUAUUCCACUGCUUGCUUGCCUGCCCUCUUGCUGAGCUCCUGCUUGAAGAAACCAGUCCUUCCUUUCUGAUUUAAUUUCCUGGGGGAAGAAGUUUCAGCCUGCAAGGUUUCAUUGAAACAUCAAGAUCAUUCAAUAGAAUCCCUCAGGGAUUGCUCAUCAGCCAGAAGGCUCAGACGUGAACAUUUAAUUUCUUCACUGUAAGUCCACGCACUAUCUGGCCUCCCUAAACCUGAAACUACACCAUGGACGAUUUUGAACGUCGCAGGGAACUCAGGAGGCAAAAACGGGAAGAGAUGCGCCUGGAAGCAGAAAGAAUCGCCUACCAGAGGAACGAUGAUGAUGAAGAAGAGGCUGCCCGUGAACGGCGUCGCAGAGCCCGGCAGGAAAGACUGAGGCAGAAGCAAGAGGAGGAAUCCUUGGGGCAGGUGACUGACCAAGUGGAGGAGAAUGCCCAGAACAGUGUGUCCAAUGAAGAGGUCAAGACAAGCACCACAAACACUCAGGUGGAGGGAGAUGAUGAGGCUGCGUUCCAGGAGCGCCUGGCCAGGCGUGAAGAAAGACGCCAAAAGCGCCUCCAGGAAGCCUUGGAGCGGCAGAAAGAGUUUGACCCCACUAUCACAGGCACAAGUCUGUCUCUACCCAGCCAGAGAAUGCAAAACAACACUGAGAAUGAAGCUGCAGAGAAGGAAGAAAAAAGUGAGAGAUAUGAGCUAGAGGAAACGGAAAUCAUCACCAAGUCCUACCAGAGGAAUGAUUGGAGGGAUGCUGACAUGAACAAGAAAGAAGAGAAAGAGGAAGAAGAGGAAGAGAAGCCCAAGCCAGGGAGCAUUGAGGAAAAUCAGGUAGAGGUGAUUGUAGCAGCAAAAACCCCAGAAACCCAAGAGGAAACCAUGACAUUGAAAAAUGGGCAAACCAGUGUGUCAAGAAUCGAGGAGGAAGGGAAACAGGGUUCAGAUGAGAUUUCUCACAGUGAAAAGAUAGAAGAGGAGGAAAGAGAAAAGGCUGAGGCAGAGAGGGUCAGGUUGGAAGCAGAAGAAAGAGAAAGAAUUCAAGCUGAGCAAGACCAAAAAGUAGCAGAGGAGAAAGCAAGAAUUGAAGCAGAGGAAAAAGCAGCUGCACAAGAGAGAGAAAGAAGGGAGGCAGAGGAAAGGAAAAGGAUUGAGGAGGAGGAGAGAAAGGCAGCAGAGGAGAGGCAGCGGGCAAAAGACGCAGAAGAGAAAGCCAAGCUAGAGAAGCAAAAGCUUCAGAAGCAGCUAGCUGAGAAAAGAGAGGCUUUAUCAGAGAAAAAGAUAAAUGGGGAGAAGGUAGCCCAGCCAAUAGAAAGGAAGUGGGUGACUGAAAAGAAAGUGCAAGAAGAGAAACUUCAGACAGCAACCCCAAAGAAACAGGAAGAAGAAAAGGGGGCUCAAAUGCAAGCUAAAAGAGAAAAGUCCCAAGAAGUCAAGUCUCCCUUCAAUAAAGAAGAGAUCAAAGAUGAGAAGAUUAAAAAAUAUAAAGAACCCAAAGAAGAAGUCAAGAGCUUCUUGGAUGGAAAGAAGGGAUUGACCGACGUAAAGUCACAGAAUGGAGAAUUCACAACCCACAAACUCAAGCACACUGAGAAUACUUUCAGCCGCCCCAGCGGGAAAGCCAACGAGGCCAAGGAGGCAGAGGAAGCCGGCAAGCGCCUGGAGGAGCUCCGUCGCCGCCGCGGGGAAACAGAGAGUGAAGAAUUUGAGAAACUCAAACAGAAGCAGCAAGAGGCGGCCUUGGAGCUGGAAGAACUGAAGAAGAAGAGGGAGGAGCGAAGGAAGGUGCUGGAGGAGGAAGAACAGAAGCGGAAGCAGGAAGAAGCAGAAAGAAAAGUCAGAGAGGAGGAAGAAAAAAGGAGGCUAAAGGAAGAGAUUGAAAGGCGGAGGGCUGAAGCUGCCGAGAAGCGUCAGAAGAUGCCAGAAGACAGCUUAUCAGAUGACAAGAAACCUUUCAAAUGUUUCACUCCUAAAGGUUCAUCUCUCAAGAUAGAAGAGAGAGCAGAAUUUUUGACUAAGUCUGUGCAGAAAAGUGGUGUCAAAUCAACUCAUCAAGCAGCUGUGGUCUCCAAGAUUGACAGCAGACUGGAGCAGUAUACCAGUGCAAUUGAGGGAACAAAAUCUGCAAGACCUACGAAGCCAGCAGCCUCAGAUCUUCCUGUUCCCGCCGAAGGUGUACGCAAUAUCAAAAGCAUGUGGGAGAAAGGGAAUGUGUUUUCAUCCCCCACCGCUUCAGGCACACCAAACAGGGAAACUGCUGGCUUGAAGGUGGGGGUCUCCAGCCGCAUCAACGAAUGGUUAACCAAAACCCCAGAUGGUAACAAGUCACCAGCUCCCAAACCUUCAGAUUUGAGGCCAGGAGAUGUAUCUGGCAAGAGGAACCUCUGGGAAAAGCAAUCUGUGGAUAAGGUCACCUCGCCCACUAAGCAGGUUUGAGACAAUUCAAGAAAGAACCCAAAGACAACCGCUCAAGAUGCUGGACCAGCUCAGUUAAAGAGGGCUCAUUUUUCUCUAUUUUAUAUUUAUGUUAAUUUACUAAAUUGGGUUAAUUUCCUUUUGUUUUUAUUUUUUAUCAUCCCAGUAAACCCAUGUAUAUGAUCACUAUAUUUAAUAGUCACAGUCUAGAGAUAGUCAUGGUCAAAGUACUGCGUUUGCACAGGAAUCUGUUUCUAAAGAAACCCAUGCUGUGAAAUACUUUUCUACUGAUGAGAAGCCUAUGUCUGGACAGUAACACCAGCCCCAUUGGAAGUCAACAAAAGAAGAUUCCAGAUGAAAUUGCCUGAGGAAAUAUGUGUAGUCUCCAGAAAAAAAAGAAAAAGAGUCGUAAUGGUUUUGCUUUCAAUACAAAAGUCAUGUUAUUUCUGCACUUUAGAAUAAAGCAUGGAAGAAAUUAUCUUAGUAGGCGAUUGUAACACUUUCUGAAAACAAACCAAUUCUGAUUUGAUGUACUGCAGUGGUGAUUACUUUUUUAAAAAACCGUACUGUUUAGCUAUUGCUUUUGUCAUGCUGAUGGCUAAGUUGGAUUAUGAUGCUAGCUGACAGUGGUACUGAUUUCUUUAGGUUGGUUGCUUUGUGGAUUUCUUGAGUAGUGAUAGUGAACCACAUAUUAGAUGACCUGAUUAUGUAUGUAUGUGCAUACACAUAUACAAACACAUUAAUGGUAGAAAGCUUUUCUAUGUGCUAGACUAUUAUUAUAUUUAGCAAUAUGCCCUUGAACUAGCCAAUAUCACAGCUUUUAAAAAGUAAAAAUCACAAUAUUAUAUUAUUAUGUCAUAUUUGCCAAUGGAGAAACAUGGCAGAGUAGGUAUUAAUGUGUUUCCAAUACCCAAUAACCUGGAAGAAAAGAGAAGUGUCAAGACAAGUUGGCAUGUCUAUAAAAUGAGUUUAGUUUUUAAUUAAAAGCAGUUUUGAAGUUCAGGGAGAAUUUUCACUAACUCUGUUAUUUGAAUCAAACACAAAGCUUGCUCAAAAUUUUAUUUUUAAGUAGUUUGCAAUAGGUUGACCCUGAUAAUGUUUGGUGUCUCUUCCUUCUUUAAAACUUAAGGAAAACACUUUAAUGAGGUUGUGCAGAUAGGAAUCCCAUGUGUGGGUAUUCAGAGACCAACUUGUCUUAUGUCUGGAAACAGAGAAGAAAACUAAGCAAAGAAUCAUGACAGUUCUCCCAUCUUUAAUAUACUUAAACAUUUUUAAUUAAAACUCUUUUGCCUUUUGCCUCAGUAUUUGUCAUAAGCAGAUAAUGUGUUGAUCUCUCAAAACCAUGUCACUUGCUUGAAUUUCUUUCUCCAAGAGUUUUUUUUUUUUAAUCAGCUCUCAAUUUUAGCUAAUAAAAGCUCAUCUGUUCAAAGAUUUUAAAGGAGUAUUUGAGUGUCUUGGAAAUAUGGUCUACUCUAGAGGUAUACAUGUAUCAUAGUUAUAUAAACUUAUACCUCAGUUGACUUAACCAAAAUUGUCUUAAUUUCACUUUCUACUGCAAUGAAGGAGGUCUGCCUUCUAAGAAACAUAACUACUUUCUAAUCUACAGUAUAUUCCUUGGAUGAGCUAGUCAGGGCAGAAUUGGCUUUGGAGUAAUUGAAGCCCUCCAAAACCUUUUUUUUUCCCCCAUAAGCCAGUAAAAUGUAGUUGAAUCCUCCAGCUUUUAACCCAGCUGGGUCAAAAGGAAGAAAACCACCAAUGUUAUCCAAGUCACCCUCUCAUGACAAAGUAGAUAUGAGUCUACAAGAUGCACCACAAUUUACAUGUUGUGCCUGACUGAACACUGAUUCCCAUCAUGACAACAAAAUGGUUCAAAGUUUGGAUUAAGGCCUCUGGCAGGGUGACAUUGUUUUACUGUACUUUUGGAUAAGUCCUUCUCCUGAUCACUGUUAUAUAUUAUUCUAGAAAGCCUAAGGUUGAAAAGAGAAUAUACCUAUACUGACUUCUAUUCCAAUAUUUGGAUAGAAUAAGUUUUAGAGUAAAAUUUUGUUCAGUUUGGAUUUAAUCUCUUGAAAAAUAAAUUCCUUGUCUGAUUACAAUUCUCUUUAUUGUCUUGAAGAGGUAAAACUGCAAUGUGACUAGCAUGUUCUGUGAAACUGCCAUGCCAAACAAAUUCAUUAACACUUGAUAAUUUUCACUGGUAGUUGAUUACUGCAAUAAAUAUGUAUUGUGAGAAUGCAUCCACAAUAAAUGGAAUUCCUCCAAA